AUGGAUGAUCAAGAUAUCGUGGAAGAGAUCAAGAAGAUUCUUGAGAGGUUGGAAGAUAUUAAGAAUGAAAAGGACUUUCUCGAUCCGAAAGAUGGUGUUUGGGAGAGACCAUCGCGGAGGUUGCCUUCGACAUCUCUGUUGGAUGAACCGGAAGUUUAUGGUAGGGAUGAGGUCAAGGAUACCAUAAUCAACUCAAUGCUAUCGGAUGAUGAAGGUGGAAACAGGAAGAUAUGCGUGAUUGCAAUAGUGGGAAUGGGCGGGCUUGGAAAGACUACCCUUGCUCAACUAGUUUAUAGUGAUGAUAGAGUCAAUGAGUACUUUGAACUCAAGGCAUGGGUUUGCGUUUCUGAAGAAUUCGAUGUUUGUAGGGUAACAAAAACACUCCUUCAGUCAGUAUCUUCAUCCUUUUCGGACGAUGUGAUGGACCUGAAUUUGCUUCCAGUUAAGUUGAAAGACCAGUUACAAGGAAAGAAAUAUUUCAUUGUUUUAGAUGAUGUAUGGUGUCAUAAUUCUGCUGAUUUGAAUGUGAUGAGCAAGCCUUUCAAAUAUGGUUCUCAAGGAAGCAAGGUACUGGUAACAACGCGAAGUGAAAGAGUUGCGUCGAUUAUGGGCACUGCGAAAAGUCACCGUCUGAAAGAAUUAACGGAUGAAGCUAGCUGGAAACUGUUUCAAGAGCAUGCAACUGGAAUUAGUGGAGGCUUUACUGCAGAUCCAGAUUUGGAAGCAAUCGGCAGAGAAAUCGUCCAGAAAUGCAAAGGCUUGCCUCUAGCUGUGAAAACACUGGGAGCCCUUUCAGGAUGUACGUUGGAUAUUGAUGAUUGGUUAAGAAUAUCACAAAGUGAAAUUUGGAAGUUACCUGAUGAGGAGAACAAUAUUCUUCCAGCUUUGAGAUUAAGUUACCAUUAUCUCCCUUCACACCUAAAGCGGUGCUUUGCUUAUUGUUCAUUGUUCCCUAAAAAAUUUGAAUACGAAGAGGAGCAGAUGCUCUUAUUAUGGAUGGCAGAAAACCUUUUACCCAAUUCAAGCAGAGACAAGAAAAGAGAAGAGUGGGGUGAAGAGUAUUUCAAUGAUUUGGUAUCUAGGUCGUUUUUUCAGCGAUCGAGUACCGGUGGAUCUAAUUUCUAUAUUUGGAAUAAGCAAUGA
Messenger RNA from Morus notabilis, 1143 nucleotides. Its product is annotated as putative disease resistance RPP13-like protein 1. The coding region runs from base 1 to 1143 and encodes 380 amino acids. Gene Ontology annotation, molecular function: ADP binding. The transcript has a single exon. Lineage: Eukaryota; Viridiplantae; Streptophyta; Magnoliopsida; Rosales; Moraceae. Gene Ontology annotation, biological process: defense response to other organism. The record is from RefSeq and is a predicted model, not a curated record.